GAGGGGGCCAGGCCCGGCGCCUUGGGGUGCCUGUUUAAGUGAGCGCCGAGCGAUCCAGUUGAAGGCAGGGGUGCUUGAAGAGGAAGUGGGGGUGGCUCGCUGCAGGUGUUCUCCCGGGGUCAAAGGUGAAGCCCCGGGCGGUCCACCCCUUCCCAGGCGGCUCUUUUCCGGCAGCUGGUCCUGGUCCCAAGUCUGGAGCAGUUUUCCAAACUGGGAAAUAGUUCCCUGAGUGAGGGAGGGGAGGAGCUUCGGUGGGCCGAGCUAGCCAAAGGGGAAGUCGGCUUUCCCUGGGACUGGCCUGGUUGGACAGCCCCUGGCCAGAGAUCGAGGUCCUGGGAGAAAGAGGGGUGUGUGUACCAAGCCCUGGGUGACAGUGGGCUGGGCAGGGAGGAAGCAGGGGCAGCUCUACCAGGAAACGGCAAAGGGGAGGAAGCAGCCCAGCCUCUCUCCCCAGUUGGCCCUGGAGUCUGGGUUGAGACUGUAGGUGGUGGGAGCUUCAGGGUGCCUAGCCUUGGGGUGCAGCAGAUGGGCUGGUGUGGAUGGCACAGGGUGGCAGAACGCAGCACCCAGCCACCCUAAAGUUGUCGCUACCUGAAGUGGGGUCUCAGCGUUGUGUGAAGUUAGCAAAGGGAGUGGCCCUGUUGGGUGUCUGGCCUGGCAGCCCAGGACGCUUAGAAAGUGGCAGCUUGGGAGUGAUGUGGCCAGAGCCACCUUUCCUUGGGUAUGUGGAGAUUCACGAAGGUUGACUUCCUUUGCCCAGGAGUUCAUUUCAUGGCUGGGUUAGGCUACUUUGUGGUUUGCCCUCAGGGAUGCCCCCCGCCCCCCGCCACACACACACACACACACACACACACACACAGGUCCAUUCUCAGUGAGCACCCCCCACACAUACACACAGAACACAGGUCCACUCUCAGUGAGCCCCGGGGCUUAUAGAUUCCAGAUGUUUCAAUGUUUUAGCUGACCGUUGGCCUGGAGUUUGAUGCCCUGGGAAAAUUUUGGGGUCCUGGAGGGACAUUUAUGUACAUCUUUUUUUUUUUUUUUUUUUGAGACGGAGUCUCACUCUUUUGCCCAGGCUGGAGUGCAGUGGCGCGAUCUCAGCUCACUGCAAGCUCUGCCUCCCAGGUUCACGCCGUUCUCCUGCCUCAGCCUCCCGAGUAGCUGGGACUACAGGCGCCCACCACGACGCCCGGCUAUUUUUUUGUAUUUUUAGUAGAGACGGGGUUUCACCGUGUUAGCCAGGAUGGUCUCGAUCUCCUGACCUCGUAAUCCACCCACCUCGGCCUCCCAAAGUGUUGGGAUUACAGGUGUGAGCCACCGCGCGGCCCAUUUAUGUACAUCUUCUCAGUCACUUAUGCAUCAGUGGAAACUAAGUUUUAGGUUCUGUUCAAAGAGUGACUUUCAGGAGCUGAGAGCUUAUGGAGCAGAGGCCAUGACUGCCGGGGAGUUUCGGCCGCUGGGCUUUGCAGCCAGGUGGGGCUGUCUGUGUUCAGGCACGGGAGUUUCUACUUUAGCCAAAGGAGACGGAGCUCCCAAAUCUCCCUCCCUUUCCUGGCUCUCAGUGUGAAUGGGUGGCCUAGGUACCCUCGCAGGUUGCGGAGCCGUGACCAUCUGUGCCUCCUGCGUGAGGUGGGCUUAUUAGCCUCUGGGAGCAGAGGGUGCAUGACAGGCCCCAGCUCUGCCCAGCCUUGAGGGCUGGAGGAGGGCGGGGGCAGCUUCUCCUCAGUCCAGCUCCUGGGAUCCCUGCAUGGUCCCUCUCAGCCCAGGUCCAGAGGCCAGGCCAGGAGCCUGGAACGCACUGGCUGUGCUCAGGGCUGCCCCUCCCCCACCCCCCGGCGCACCUUUGAUAGGAGGCGAUGGCUUGCACUUGUGCUGAGUUCAGGCCUUCUGCGGAGGGCAAAAUCUGUCGAGGAGGCACUUUUCCGUGUGAUCUCUUCAGGAAGUCACCACUGUCAUUGUGCUUAGCAGCAGGGGUGGGGGCGAUGGGGGUGGGAGAAGCUGGUGCCAGGGCAGUGUCUCUGCACCCUGACUUGCACUCAAGGCUGGGGGGCCCCUCCAUGCUUGGCUGAGGGCCUGUCUCCUGGGGCAGUGUUGUGCCGGACGUGUAGGAAAGGGCUCCUGUGGGCCUUCUGACCUCCAGCUCAGGUCUUCCCCAUCCUUUAUCUGGAAGAAUCCAGUGGCUGGAGCCUCGGGACCUUGCCUCUGAGCUGGCUUGGCUGUGGGGAGGGGUCUCUGGCCUCCCCUCCCUGCUCUGUGCUUGCAGCCUCACCUCCUGGUCCCAGGCUGGGUGAGGUGGAGUCUUGAGCCUGGUGAGGAUGUGUGCAUCCGCCUGGCCACACUUCAGCUCCCCUGAUGAGAGUAAGAAGCCCCCCAGCCCAUAAUUUCCUGAAGUGAUCCUAGCUCCUCUGGAGGAGUCUCCCAUCUGUCUGCAUCAAACCUGGAAAGUGGGGGAUGGAGCAUGAGGCGGGGGUCCAUGCCCAAGGGUCUGGUGGGAGCUGGGCUGAGCUGGGAAUCCCAGAAACAUCCUUAGCAAGAAAGUGAGAGCAGAGUGCUGGAGGGACCCCGAGUGGGGAAGAGUUGGUUGUUAAGUCCGGCCACCCCAGCACUUUUGUUUUUGCUCCCUGGCCCUGUGGGCACUCACCCGGGGCAGGGACCAGAGAGCAGGCUGCAGCUCGGAGGGGCUGACUCCGCCAGCCUUCACGUUGGGCAGGCCCGGGGUGGCUCACUGUGGGAGCCCUUGUGAAAUACCCUGGAUGGGGUGGGGCAGGGGCUGCUUCCUGCAACCCAAAGCCACAGGAUGGUUACUCCAUCAGUGGAGGAGGCCGACUGGGAGGUCUAGAGGGGCCUCGGGCCAGGCUCCUCCCAGCUGAUGGCCUGCCACCUGGAAGGUGGGGGAACUCCCUGGUCAGUCCUGCCAACAGACCAGAGCUAGAUGGACGGCCCACCCCCAGCUUUUCAAAGUUAGGAGGCUGGGAGACUCGGGGUUCCCUGUAGCCUCCUCUCUGGCCAGGUCCCCCGUGGGGCCCCUGUGCACCCAGGGAGCAGGGGGCUUUGUCCGAGGCCGGCUCAGGGGAGGUGGCUGUAGAAGAGAGCGCCUGCUCGCUGUGCCCCCGGGUUAUGACGACCCCCAAUAAAGGAAACAAGGCCUUGAAGGUGAAGCGGGAGCCGGGUGAGAAUGGCACCAGCCUGACGGAUGAGGAGCUGGUGACCAUGUCGGUGCGGGAGCUGAACCAGCACCUGCGGGGCCUGUCCAAGGAGGAGAUCGUCCAGCUGAAGCAGCGCCGGCGCACGCUCAAGAACCGCGGCUACGCUGCCAGCUGCCGCGUGAAGCGGGUGACGCAGAAGGAGGAGCUGGAGAAGCAGAAGGCGGAGCUGCAGCAGGAGGUGGAGAAGCUGGCCUCAGAGAACGCCAGCAUGAAGCUGGAGCUCGACGCGCUGCGCUCCAAGUACGAGGCGCUGCAGACCUUCGCCCGGACGGUGGCCCGCAGCCCCGUGGCGCCAGCCCGGGGCCCCCUUGCCGCCGGCCUGGGGCCCCUCGUCCCAGGCAAGGUGGCCGCCACCAGCGUCAUCACAAUAGUAAAGUCCAAGACGGAUGCCCGAUCGUAGGGACGCGCGUCUGCCCAGGCGGGUCUUUGCGGGGCCACUAGGCACAUGGCGAAUUUGGCUGCCCUGUCCCUCUGUUUCCUUCUCUUCUCUUUCCUCCCUCUCUUCCCCACCCUUCUCUCUUCCCUGCAAAGCACAACCUGUACCCCAGGGGCGCCGGGCUGAGCCCCUUUGAUCUCGUCAUUGUCGUCGUGUGUUUUGUAUGUUGGGAUUGGUCAGUUCGGCGGUGACGUGGGGUCGCCCCAACCCCUUUUGUACCAGGGCCAUGCAGGCUUGGAGUCCAGAGUUGGUGCUGUGGGAACGGACUAGAGAGAGUUGCGGGAGAGAGAAGGAGCAGGCACGCUGGGCCUCGCGUGUCCCCGAGCAGUGAGGGUCCCAGUGUUCCCUCCACUCCCGAGUGGCCACAGGCUCGCGGGCUGGGAAGGAUUCACUCUCUUUAGCCCCAGGGGAGCAGCUCAGCUUAGCCCAGCAUGAAGAGAUGGGCUCUGCUCUGAGAGUAGGGCGGGCUUGAAGGCCCUGAUGGGUGGACCACCAGCCUGGGCGCAGUGGUGCUGGGGGCGUGCAGCUGGGCCCAGGGGCUGUGCACUCAGGCCUGACCCGUUGCACUGAACAAGACCAAAUCUCUGGUUGUGCGCUUAACGUGAGGGUGGGUCCAGUGUGCCCUGCGAUGGGUCCCGUGUCACUGUUUACAUGACCUAUUUGUGUGGUUAUAUAGCCCUUUAUUUAAAAGAGAGAAGUUCCUUUUACAAAGUUAUUAAAUUAAUUAUAUGUUUAAAAGUUAAAGAAAAAAGAGCUGCAGAGUAUUUAUAAAACUGUCUUUUAGAAAAAAAACAAGCAAGAAGACCAUUUGACCAUAUGAAUGGAAAAGGGAAGAAAGUAUAAUAGAAACUUUGCUAGUUAAAAAAAAAAGAAAAAAAAAGAAAAAAAAUCCCUUUCUUGUAAACUUACGGACACCUCUUUGUGGCUGUUGGAGUUUAGUUUUUAUAUACACAGAGUUAUCAGACAUUAUUUAUAAAACUUAGUUUAAAAAAAAGACAAAAAAAAAAAAGCCAAGCCGUGAGCCGACCAGAAGGCCGUCCUCUUUGAUAUCUUUUGCAAUUGUACCGAAAGUGACUUACUCCUCUGCCCUUCCUGCUUCCGUCUCUUGCCGGUGCCGUGGUGUCGUCCGUGCCUGGUGAGGUUUUGUGCAGCGGUAAAGUGCUGGUGCUUCUGGUGACCUUUGACCUGUGGGUGUCACUUCUUGUGUCUGUUUUCCCGUGUUCGUUUUUUGGGUUUAGUUGUGCUUUUGCUUCUGCUGGCUUGCUGGACCUGGGCUGGGGUGCCAAGUGGCGCCUGCUGCGUCAGAGCUCAAGGAAUCUGUGCCCACCACCAGCUCCUGGUCCGUAGGAGGUGAGACAUGGGGUUCUGUCAUGCCCCCCUCCACUGAGCCUUGGCUACAUCUGUGUCUAGGGCUUGGGCUGAUCUAGUGGCGGGGUAGGUGAAACUGGGGUCCCUUGGGGCGCCCCACGCUGCUUCCACACCCACCACCUCUGGCCUUGGGUGGUGGCAUUACAGGGAUGAGGGAGUCACUGUGGGUGGCCACAGGGCUAUGGCCAAGCGUUCCCUGGCCGUCUUCCUCUGGCCUCAGCUUUGUUCCUAUAGGCUGCCCGCGCCGUGGGCUGCAGGUCUCGCCGCCCGCUUGAUCCCUGAGGUGUUUCCAUGCUGCGGGUGGUGCUUCCAGGCAGAGUGGGUGGGGGCCCACCGGGCACCGCCCUUUCUUCCUUGUCCCUGCCUCACUCUGAGAGCCUUGGGGGUCUCCACCAGUGCAGACAAGGGCUACAGUCUCCAGGGCCGGGUCUUGUCCCUCUUCUCCGCUGGUCCACGCUGGCAGCUCUUGGCUUCGGGCCUGCCUUCUGCCUCCCUUUGGGAUCUGUGUCUUCCAGGGAUCAGCUGCUUGGCUUCUGCUGGAGGUGCCUCCCUGUGGGGGCGCAGCCUGCCUCCUGCUCUCAGUUCCUCGCCAGAGGCUGCUGCCCUUCCUGGCUGGGCUCAGGAGGCUCCUUGUAGGCAUAUGAUGGGGAGGGGGUGCCCCUACCCACCUCCAAGAGGCUACAGCCCUGUGUCUGGCCAUGUGAGCCCUGGCCUUUCACCGGGUUGCUGGUUUCUUUUCUGUGGGGCCCAGACUUCUGUAAAGCACACAGAUGUGGGUAAGAUGAAAAACUGUGGCCCAACAGGGCUUAACCCUAUGGAUGGUGGGAUUUUUAUCCAAUAGUUUGGCCUGGUGUGCCCACAGGAUGGGAACAGGGAGGCACCAUCAACACUUGUCAUGUUAAUGAGCUUUUCUUUGCUCGAGGUGUUCAGAGACAAGUCCUGUGUCUACCUGCGUCAGCCUGAAAAUGGAAAUAUUGGCUGUUGACUCUUGUCAUUUAGUGACUUCAUCCCCCUCCCCUCAGUCUGAUCUUGUCUAAGUAGAAUCCAGGCGUUAGUUGGAAUCAUAUCAUAAGUAUCCAUGAAGAAAACGUCAUGAUCUGCCUCGGAGUGGGGAGAAACAGGCCCUCCUUGUCCUUGUGCAGCCCCCACUUUUGUCCUGGCUGUGGGUGGCCAUCCAUUUUGAGCACCUCUGCCAGGCUGCAGACCUGGAGGCGAAGGGAGUGUGGAAGAGGAGGGUGUAAGGGUCGACGCGUGCUGAAUGGGAGGUGCAGGUCCUCGGUGCGUUGGCAGAAGAGGCUUCUGGAGUUUCGAGGCCAUACCUCCUUUCAAGAGCUUUGGAUUUGGGGCGACUUCCCUGGGUCUAGGGGAGUGUUCCUGUCCCCUGUCAGGUCAGCCCUGCGGAGCCACUCCACCCCUCUUCCCCUUCCCCUGGAUUUCCUGACAUAGAUGGUGUGUUCAUGUGCAGGUGUGAGUGUGCUGUCCUUCUGAUCUCUGUUGAUCCCGCUUUCCUACUGAGAGGGUGGUGGAGAGGGUGGUGGUCUCUUCUCACCUCAGUUUUUCUGACACAGCGAAUCGAGGGCUUUGGCCAAGGCCAGGUCUCUCAAACUUGUCCGCCAAGUAAACCAUGAUAUAUGUCUUCCCUUCCACCUUAACUUUGCCCCAACUCCUCUUUUAUCCUAACAUGGACGCUCAGAUUUCAGAGGAAUACCCAGCAGGGACAGGUCAGCUCUCACCAGGAGAGUGAGGCCCCUGGCUGCUGCUCGGGGUGGCACUGGUGUUGCUGGCUCAGCUCUUGGUGCAUGUUUCAGAUAUGUGUGUACACUUCUGACUGGUGAUCAGGGCCCGGCCCACGGCCCUGAGCGGCUGCAGCCUGCUUUGGGACGAUGGUCAGGUCCCAUGUUGUCCCUGCUGCCUCCCUCUGGAGUGGCCACUUGGCCAAAGCGCCCAUCCACAUCUGGAAAGUCGGAGCCGCAGCCUGCUGCACCGUUUCCGCUCUGGGAUCUUGUGAGUUACUUUUUUAGGCUGUGGUUUGGUGAAAGGAACCAACACAUUAACGAUUUUUCCCCCAGAAGCCACUGAAUAAUUCUUUUUGGUGUAUUUUUGCCUUCCUGUUGGCUGUCUGGCCUUGGAGCAGGUCGGGAGAGUAGAGUACAUAAUCAGUGCCACACAGAGGCAGGGCGUGUCUGAGAGACUAAUGCCUGUCCUGCCUCUGGCCUGUGUCCUGGGUGUGUACCAUACCUGCUGGGCCAGUCCCACACAUUUCCACCCUGCCCCUGGAGCAGCAGCUUUGAUACCAUGGGUGUCCCUUGAGUCUGAGCUAGAGUGUGUCCCCGAUAAACUGUGAGACCUCCCUGUUCUUGGUGACCCCAGUUGGGCUUUGGCCCCUCCAGCAACCUUGUGUCCCAGCCCUGCCCUUCUUCCCACCCCCUCAAUCUGCUAGUCCCUGAAGCCUUUAACCAAACGGGAGUGGGCACAGAAAGCCUUCUCCUGGCAACAGGACAAGGGCUGCCCGCGUGUCCAGCCCUGUUGCUCUCCUGGCGCUGAGAGGUGGGUCCAAGCAGAGUUGAUCAGUCCCUGCCUGCCCUGCCUAGGUCUAGCCAGGGGAGGUUGUGUGUGUGGGAGAAGACCCCGGGAUCUGCUGGGGUGGGAUGGAGGUUAUUAAAGAUCUAAGUGAGGAGGGGCUGGGGUUUGGAUGCGGGGUGAGGCCCGAGCGCUCACACUUCGUGUAGGGCGGGCAGGGGCCUGACCUCUUGCAGGGCAGUGGCCUUGGUGCCCUACCCCUGCCCUGCGCAGUAUUUAUUGCUAAAUUAUUGUCCAGGAGGGGCAGCACUGGGCCUGGCCCCCCGGGUAUUUAUUGCUGUACAUAGUGUAUGUUUGUGAUAUAUAAGGUUUUCUUUAUUUUGUAUAUGAUCAAUAAACCUUUUAAAGAGA
This is a messenger RNA of Homo sapiens (human), 7941 nucleotides long. RefSeq names its product MAF bZIP transcription factor G (gene MAFG). The transcript is spliced from 3 exons. The coding region runs from base 3118 to 3606 and encodes 162 amino acids. The record is from RefSeq and is a predicted model, not a curated record. Gene Ontology annotation, cellular component: nucleus. Gene Ontology annotation, molecular function: DNA-binding transcription factor activity; DNA-binding transcription activator activity, RNA polymerase II-specific; DNA binding. NCBI's taxonomy places the organism in Eukaryota, Metazoa, Chordata, Mammalia, Primates, Hominidae. Gene Ontology annotation, biological process: regulation of DNA-templated transcription; positive regulation of gene expression; positive regulation of transcription by RNA polymerase II.